Molecule: messenger RNA, 12192 nt
Organism: Stegodyphus dumicola
Lineage: Eukaryota; Metazoa; Arthropoda; Arachnida; Araneae; Eresidae
Gene: ds
Product: dachsous cadherin-related 1
Biological process (GO): homophilic cell-cell adhesion
Cellular component (GO): cell-cell junction; plasma membrane
Molecular function (GO): calcium ion binding
Source: RefSeq, a predicted model, not a curated record
GAGAUGCAUGCCCCAACUUCGGCGAAGAAAGCAGAAGUAAGGAGUAAAGAGAGAAACAGAGUCACGGCCGACGCACGGGAUCGCAACCGGAUAUCUGUGUUCGAAGUCAUUCGCAAUUAAGAGGGUCUGUGAUUUUACACUCCAGUGUUUGGAUCUGAACGACUUAAUGCAGUGUCUUAGACCCCUUUCUGUCAGCGAUCUAAAGAACGCUGCAUUCCUAACGUUGAUAGUACGUAGGCCAUAACAGCCUAAAGGCAGACCAACUAGUAGCUGCUGUGAGACCGACGUUAGGCUUACCAGACUGGUUUUCUUACCUGGACCGUUUGGGUAGCUUUUACGCAUCGGCCGGUGCGGCGGCAGGAUUUACAGAGUGCCUUUUGGAAUGUCUUCGCUUCUGUAAGCGAGGUCUCUUUUCUGAACAUGGCUUGAGGUAAACCACAUCCUCGACUAGUGUUAGCAACAACAUGAAAUCGUGCAAGCAUAUGUACCUCAUUUGUGCGGAUGAAGCCAUUCUGUCUAUAACUUGUGCAUUUACCGUCCGCAUAAAAAGAUCCGAUUGUUGUAAGCUAAGUUAUUAGUUGUGCAAGCAUUGAUGAAUGUAUGACUAUGGCCUUUACUACGAGAUGUCGAAUCAAUUUAAUUCUAAAAUUAGUGUUUUCUAUAUUAUUAUCUCAAUGUAAAGAAGUAUUUACUGAAUAUCUGCAAGAGUUCGAGAUAUCUGAGGGUCUAGGAGUUGGAACAACAAUUGGCUAUAUCGGUCACAGCCGGCCUGGCAAUCCAAAACCGCCGCCGCCCCCUCCGCCACCAUAUUUAAUAGUUCCAGUGCCAGGUAGUGCUGUUGAUUCUGAUCUUCAGAUUGAUCAAUCAACAGGAGAAAUUCGCAGUAGUAUUGUGUUAGACCGAGAAGUGAGGAGUUAUUAUUCCUUUGUGGCUAUACCACUUAGUGGAGAGAAUAUUCGUGUUGAGAUUAAAGUUCGUGAUGAAAACGACAAUGCUCCGAAGUUUCCAACUCCUUUCAUGACUAUUGAAUUUCCGGAAAACACCCCUCGUGAUAUGAAAAGAACCCUGAAUCCUGCUAAAGAUCGAGAUUUAGGAAUCUUUAAUACACAACGCUACGAAAUUGUGUCUGGCAAUACCAACAACGCAUUCCGGCUGUCUUCGCAUCGUGAACGCGAUGAUGUUCUUUACUUAGAUCUACAAAUAAAUGGUUUCCUGGACCGGGAAACAACGCCAUUUUAUAGUCUUCUCAUCGAAGCUUACGAUGGUGGAACUCCUCCACUCAAAGGUGCCAUGACUGUAAAUAUUUCGAUUCAGGAUGUCAAUGAUAAUCAACCAAUUUUUAAUCAGAGUCGAUAUUUUGCAACAAUAGCUGAAAAUGCUACUGUCGGUACUAGUGUUCUAAGGGUGUUUGCAACUGAUACGGAUACUGGUGAAAAUAGUCGAAUUACAUAUUCUAUUAAUCGCCGUCAAAGUGAUAGAGAAAAUAAGUUUUCCAUCGAUCCUAAAAUGGGAGUCAUCUCUGUGAAUAAGCCUUUGGAUUUUGAAUCCAAAGACGUACAUGAGUUGGUUGUGGUUGCUCGAGAUAGCGGUGUUCAACCUUUAGAAACUACUGCUUUCGUUUCCAUUCGCGUUACAGAUGUGAAUGACAAUCAACCAACUAUAAAUCUGAUAUUUCUUAGCGAAGAUGCAUCACCAAAAAUUUCGGAAGAUGCUCGUCCUGGUGAAUUUGUUGCCAGAAUCAGUGUAAAUGACCCUGAUUCUAAAGAAGAAUAUGCAAAUGUUAACGUUACACUUCAGGGUGGUGACGGUUACUUUGGAUUAACAACACAAGACAAUAUAAUAUACUUAGUUAUUGUAUCUCACCCUUUGGAUAGGGAAGUAAAACCUAACUACACGAUGGUUGUGACGGCUACGGAUCAGGGCAAUCCACCUCUGAAUACGUCUCGUACAUUUGAGUUAUGUGUAACGGAUACCAACGAUAACGCCCCGGAGUUUGACCAUACUAUGUAUUAUGCCAACGUACUGGAAGUUGCUGAUCCAGGCACUUCAGUUUUUCAACUGUCUGCUGUGGAUCGCGAUGAGGGAAACAACUCCAUUGUUUCCUAUUCCAUAAAAGAUACGCCUGAAACUAAUUCUCAUUGGUUUCAGAUUGAUAGCCGUACCGGACUUAUCACCACCCGAACCCACAUCGAUUGCGAAACAAAUCCAAUUCCUCAGAUCACUAUAGUAGCAACGGACAAUGGGUUACCACCUCUUUCUUCUAGUGCUACAAUUGUCGUUACAAUUAGUGAUGUAAACGAUAACGAACCCAUUUUCGAUCAAAGCUUUUAUAAUGUAACUGUGGCAGAAAAUGAAAACGUCGGAACAUGCUUUUUAAAGGUGCAAGCUACAGAUCCUGACUGUGGAAUAAAUGCGAUGGUCAAUUAUACAUUUGGAAAAGGAACGCCAACGCAUGACUUUACUAUUCAGCAAGUUAGUGGUGAUUUAUGUAUUGCUCGCCCGCUGGACCACGAAACACGCAAUUCAUACGAAAUUCCUGUUCUGGCUACUGAUAGAGGUGGAUUAAGCACAACAGCAAUGGUUAAAGUUCAAGUAAUUGACGUGAAUGACAACAGACCUGUUUUUUAUCCUGUUGAAUACAAUGUCAGUCUACCAGAAGGAGAGCUAGUAUCUACAGCUGUAGUGGUAAUUGUUGCUACAGACAAGGAUUCAGGAACCUACGGAGAAAUUUCAUAUGAAAUCAUCUCUGGGAAUGAUCUUGGACUGUUUCAGAUUGGUCAUCAUACAGGAGAAAUAUUUGUCACGCAGAGUUUGAGUACUGAGCAUUCUUUGCAUCAUUUGAUUAUAUCAGCGAAAGAUGGUGGAGGAUUAGUCACGAAUGUCAGAGCCCAUGUCUACAUCAGUGUCAUCAGUUCAGAUCAGCAGCCUCCAGUAUUCAAGCAAGCGAGGUAUACGUUCUUUGUUCAAGAAGAUGCUGCUCCUCAGUCUGUAAUUGGGACAGUUGUGGCUACAACUCGAGAUCCAAGAGCUGGUCCUGUUCGUUAUGUUAUCUAUUCAGGAGAUCCAGAAGGGUUUUUCACUAUCGAUCCGUUGACAGGAACCAUUAAAACGAAAGGCAAACUGGAUCAUGAAGCUCAUUUAUUUUUGUUACUGAACAUUCAAGCUACUAGCGGAAGGCCUCCGAUUUAUGGACAUACUCAGGUUAAUGUUACUAUAUGGGAUGUCAAUGAUAAUGCCCCUUGCUUUGCUAGUACUUCCUUAAAAAUAAGCGUCCCUGAAAAUGCAGAUUUAAGAGUUCCUAUAUAUGUUGUGCAUGCUAAAGAUCCUGACAGUAACAGAAAUGGCGAAGUGCAUUAUCAUCUACUGGAUAAUCCUGACAAUGUAUUUCUUGUUGGAGAAGAUUCUGGAAGUAUAAUGUUACAGCGUCCUUUGGAUUAUGAAGUGCGUCGCCAUUAUAUUUUAGUCUUAAGUGCCACGGAUUCUGGUAGUCCCCCGUUAUCAUCAAAUGUAACUUUAAUGGUGGAAGUUCAAGAUGUGAAUGACAAUGCUCCAACUUUUGAAAAGAAUGAAUACAAAGUUAAUGUUUUAGAAUCUUUACCAGUUAAUUCACAGUUUCUCCAAGUAACUGCUACCGAUAUGGAUACUGGUAACAAUGCAAGGCUAACAUAUAAGCUAUCAGGAAAUGUAGGAGAUAGUGCUUCAAAGUUUGGUAUCUUCCCCAAUAGCGGAUUUCUGUACCUGAAAGAAACUUUGGAUCGUGAAACCACUGAUUCAUAUUCCUUAAUUGUUUUAGCUGCAGAUAACGGCAGUCCACCUUUGUCGGCGACUACUGUUGUUCAGGUUCAGGUACUUGAUGCAAAUGAUAAUGAUCCUGAAUUUGUGGAAGAUACGUUCGUAUUUACUGUUCGUGAAAAUACAGAAAAAGGCCAACAUGUUGGUACAGUAUCAGCACGUGAUAGAGAUCUUGGGAAUAACGCAUCGCUACGUUACAGCCUUCUUAAUACUAACGGGACUUUUCAAAUUAAUCCAGUUACAGGAGAAAUUUUCACUAAAAUAACAUUAGAUAGAGAAAGCAGGCCCAAAUAUGAACUAACAGCUGAAGUUAGAGAUCAAGGGAAUCCAUUUCGUUCCGAUCAUGCUGCUGUUGACAUCAAAGUAUUAGACACAAAUGAUAAUUCUCCAGUAUUUGUUGAACCCGUUGAAUCUGUCAUCGAAAUAGUUGAAGAACAGCCUUUAGGAACAGAAGUAGUUCAAGUUGUUGCUGAAGACAUUGACAGUGAUGAAAAUGGCGCUAUCACUUAUGAAAUAGUAAAAGGUAAAGAUAACACAGAUGGAGCAGAUGUUUUCAGCAUAGACAUGAAUACCGGUAUCAUAAGAACCAGAAAAUUACUUGACCAUGAAGAUAAAAAGCUGUACACCUUGACUGUGCUUGCCCGUGACCAAGGCACCCCCUCUCGUCAAAGUGAAUUGAAGCUUCAAAUUCAAGUAUUAGACUUAAAUGAUAACCAACCAAUAUUUCCUUCCUCUAGUUUAUCUUUUAAAGUAAAAGAAGGUAUUGGUGUCGGUCAAGAAAUUGGCAUUGUUCAAGCAGUUGACGAAGAUGGCGGUGAAAAUGGUCGAGUUAUGUACUCAAUUGUUGGCGGAAACCUUUACGGGAUUUUCGAUAUUGUUCGUAGCACGGGCAGUCUGUACACAAUAGCAGAAGUAGACUACGAAAAAGCAUCGGAAUAUCAUCUUCAAAUUAAAGCAGUAGAUAACAGUGCAGUAAAUCCUCACAGUAGUGUUAUUAGUGUUAAGAUAGAAGUUGAAGACGUAAAUGACUGCGCUCCUGUUUUCAAGAAUGAUCCAAUACUGUUUUCUAUUCCAGAAAGUACGCCUCAGGGUACCCUUGUAUGGAAUUUUAGUGCUACGGAUUUAGACAGUGGAGUAAAUGGCCAAGUAACCUACUUUGUUUCACAGCAAUCUCCUGCUUCUGUAUUUAAAAUUGAUCAAAAAACAGGAGUUCUUACUCUUCUGGAAGCCUUAGAUUAUGAAGAAUUUCAAGAAUACACAAUAGUAGUUACUGCAUCUGAUCAGGCCAAAGAUUUAAAACAGCGCUUAGCAACAAGCGUAACUUGCAAAAUCAUAAUUGAAGAUAUAAAUGAUAAUAGCCCGACUUUUAAAACAAGAAGUAAAAUAAAUAUCAUGGAAAGUGAACCUGUAAAUUACCCUGUUCUUCAUGUUAUUGCAAUUGAUAAAGAUUCAAGAGACAAUGGAAGAGUAACUUAUGUUAUAUCUCAAGGAAAUGAAAGAGGCCAUUAUUCUUUGGACUAUGAUUCAGGUUUGUUAUCAGUGGCUAAGCCUUUGGAUCGUGAAGAAAUACACCAUUAUGAAUUAAACAUUACUGCUAGUGAUCAUGGAAGACCACCUAGAUCGAGUUUCCAAGUUCUCCACAUAUAUGUCGAAGAUGUAAACGAUAAUCCCCCACAUUUCAAGCAACAUCUAUAUCGGGCAAAUGUCUCUGAAGCUGCACCAAAAGGGACUUUUGUUUUGAAGGUUGAAGCUACAGACAUAGAUCUAGGUGAAAAUGGUAAACUGUCUUUUAUGAUUCCUGUUGGUGUCGCUGCAAAUAAAUUUACAAUUAAUUCUCAAACGGGUGAGAUUCAUACAGCUGCACUCCUUGAUAGAGAAGACCAGUCAUCUUAUUUUGUGACGGUAUAUGUCAGGGAUGGAGCAUUCCCAUCGAAGCAUGAUACAACAACAGUAAAAAUUGAGCUUCUCGAUGUCAACGAUCAUGCUCCUGAGUUUGGAGACUCUUGUUAUACUCUUCAUGUGCCUGAAAACAGUGAUCUGAGCGUGAUUCACACACUUGUAGCAACGGAUAAGGAUACGAACUCUAACGCUGAAGUAUCAUACACGAUAACUGAUGGUAAUAUUGGAAAUAAAUUCAGCAUUGAUUUGCAUACGGGACAGCUUUCUAGCCGACCUUUGGAUCGGGAACAAGUUUCUCAGUACAGGCUAGUUGUCUCAGCUCAUGAUCAAGGAGAACCGCCACUGGCUGGAAUGUGUAAUGUCACCGUUAUAGUGCUGGACCAAAAUGACAAUGAUCCUCAGUUUGAUCACAAUGAAUACAGUGCUACUGUAACCGAAGAUGUAUCUCUGAACAGUACUGUCUUAACUGUGAGGGCCCAAGAUCCAGAUUUUGGAGUUAAUAGUAGAAUUACUUACUCGUUAAGUAAUGAGACAAAGUCUCUUUUCAGGAUUGACAGUUCGAGUGGUGUUAUAACUACCGCAGGAUCGUUUGAUCGAGAGAAAAAGUCUCUUUAUGUAUUUGAAGUACGUGCAACUGAUGGUGGACGUUAUGAUGCUCGAUCUGAGAAAGCUGUAGUUCAAGUUAUGAUAGUUGAUGUCAAUGAUAAUCGCCCCGUGUUUACUCAGUAUCCUUUUAUUACAUCUGUUUCUGCUCAUGCUGCUCCAGGAACACAGCUUAUACAAUUAGAAGCUGAUGAUCACGAUGAAGGCCCGAAUGGAGAAGUACUUUAUAGUUUCACAAGUCCCUAUUUAAGUGGCAGAUUCCAUUUAGACACUGAAACUGGAAUCGUUACUGUAGCUGGUAGCCUCUUAGCUGAUGCAGGGCAUGUGUUUCAUUGUGAAGUAGAAGCUAGAGAUAAAGGCCAUCCACCAAGAAUUGCAAGAGGUGUCCUUGAAAUUCAUGUAGGUGAAGGUGUUGGUUUUAAUAGUGGACUGCAUUUCCAAAAUGAUACUUAUGUGGUAGAUGUUGUUGAAAAUACACCAACAGGGCGAGAAAUAAUACAAGUGAAAGCUAUUCCUCCUCCCGGUCAUUCUUCAGUAAUAACUUAUUCAAUUAAAAGUGGAAAUGAGGAGAGUGCUGUUGAAAUUGAUCCGAGGACAGGUGUAAUAUCAGUCCGCAAUUCUCAACACCUGGAUUAUGAACUUGCUACACAAAUCAGAAUGCUUGUUGUUGCACAUAGUGAUGGUCGACUACCUCUUCAUGGUUAUGCUUCUCUAACUGUUCGUCUUUUAGAUCAGAAUGAUAAUUCACCAUCUUUUUCUCAAGAGCAUUAUGUAUCUUCUGUAUGGGAAGGAAAUAAUAAAGGCACAUUUGUAACACAGGUCACAGCUUCUGACGAGGAUCAAAAUGGAAAUGGUAUAGUUAUUUACCAAAUAAUUGAAGGAAACCAUGAUAAUGCAUUUAUAAUAGAUCCACCUUUCAGUGGCAUUGUCAAAACAAAUAUAGUUCUGGACAGGGAGAUAAGAGAUACUUAUCAUCUUACAAUUAUUGCUACUGAUGAGGGCACUCCACAGCUAACUGGAACAUGCACUUUAAGAAUCAGUAUAAUUGAUGUCAAUGACAAUCAGCCGGUCUUCCCUCCACACAAUGUUGUUAGCAUUAGUGAAGGUGCUGAGGUAGGAACAGUUAUAACAACAAUCACAGCAAAUGAUGUUGACACUAAUCCAGCCUUGAUAUAUAGCUUUGCGGAUGGAGGAAAUCCAAACAAUUUAUUUAGCAUAGAUCGAUUCAGUGGACGGAUUACUCUUGCUCAGCCACUUGAUCAUGAAAAGAGAAGCCAAUAUUUGAUCCAAAUUUUUGCAUCAGACUCUGCUCAUUUAGCUGAAACUUCAUUAACAGUUCAUGUAACUGAUGUUAAUGAUAAUCCUCCUGUAUUUAGCAGACAACCGUAUCAGGUAACUGUGCCUGAGUUGGUAGAUCCAGGAUACAGAGUCAUAACUGUUAAUGCUACUGAUAACGAUUCAGGUAUGAACGCUCAGCUGCGAUACAGUAUGAGUUUAUCUGCAGUUGAUGGAUUUUACAUAGAUGAAAACACAGGUACUAUUUAUACAAAUAAAUCUAUAGCUUUCGAUCCCAGGCAGCAUACUAUACAGCUUAUAGUAUCAGCAGUAGAUAAAGGACAUCCACCUAUGACAGCUGUAGCUGCAGUACAUAUACAAGUAGUAGAUGUGAAUAAUAAUGCACCAAAAUUUUCGAGUCUUUCAUACACGAGCCAUAUUCCUGAAGAUGCACCAAGAGGUUUCACAGUUAUGAAAGUUUCAGCUACUGAUCAUGACAAAUCAUAUUCGAACCAUAACAUUGACUACAGAAUAGCAGAAGGGAAUACGGGGGAUGUAUUUGCUAUAGCUGGUACAACAGGAGAAAUUAUACUAAUGAAAUCCUUAGAUCGUGAAGAAAAGGCUAGUUAUACUUUAAAGGUUGUUGCUACAGACAGAGGUAUUCCAGCCCUGAACUCAACCACAGAUGUGCAUAUUUAUGUUGAAGAUGUAAAUGACAACCAGCCUGUUUUUAAUCAAACCCAUUAUCAAGCAUAUGUCUCAGAAAUGGCUGCAAUUGACACUAAUGUUCUUCAAGUAAUUGCUAAAGAUCAAGAUGAAGGCCUAUAUUCUAAAGUAGUUUAUGAUAUCACAUCGGGAAAUGAUGAUCAGAAAUUUAAUCUUAAUCCAAAUACUGGAAUCAUAACGAUUAAAGAACAGUUAGAUUAUGAUACUGUGUCAGAAUAUAAAUUCAUAGUUCGAGCUACUGAUAGUGAUCCAGACCGUCCUUUAUCAGCAUUAGCUAGUGUUGUAAUUAAAGUACAAGAUGAAAAUGAUAAUGCACCUCUUUUUCCUUUGAUAAUGUAUAAAGAAGCUAUAGAAGAGAACUCGCCGAUAGGAACUCCUAUAUUCAUGGCUCAUGCUAUUGAUGCUGAUAGAGGAUUUUACGGGAAACUCAAUUACUCAGUAACAGAAGGAGAAGGAAAAGAAAAAUUUAGAGUUGAUUCAGAAACUGGCUUAGUCAGUUCCCUUGUUGUGUUUGACUAUGAAUCUAAAAAUAAAUAUUUCUUUACUUUAAUGGCUAUGGAUUCUGGAGGAAAGUAUGCUACAGUACAAGUGCAAGUUGAGAUUGAAAGCAAAGAUGAAUAUCCACCAGAAUUUAGUCAAAAUUCUUAUCAUUAUACUAUACCUGGUGAUGUCCCUAUUGGUUAUUUAGUUGGUAGUGUACAUGCUACUGAUCUAGAUGAAGGUAUCGAUGGCAGAAUUGUUUAUCAGCUAAGAAAUUCUCAAUCAAAUUUUGCAAUCAAUAGCACAACAGGUGCUAUUUCAGUAAAAUCAGUAUUCCGUAGGGAGGGAUCCAGCAGAUUAAAACGUGAAGUAAGAAAUCAAGAACUUUCUUUGUAUGUGUUAGCAAGUAGUGGACGUCCAAGUUCUUUAAGCAGUUCUGUAGUGGUUGACGUUUUAGUCGAUUUUUCUCUGAACUCAUCACGUCUUAGUGCUACAGAACAAAAAAUUGGAAGCAGUUUACCUGCCUGGGGUCUCGGUUUAGUAAUAGCUCUAUCAUUGCUUGCUUUAAUAUUGCUUGGUAUGAUAUUCUUUCUUCGCAAGAGAACAAAGCGUAACAGUAAACCUGCAGUUGUUCAAGGUUUUGACAACUCUUUUGAUACUAUUGAUAUCCAUCAUCCACCUUCUAGUUCUGCUAGUAUUUCACAAUUUCCUCCUCAUUAUAGUGAUAUAUCACAUUUUGAUCCCCCUGAAAGUUCACAGCAUGUUACAGGUGCUACAUCUGAAGUAUCUGAUCAGUCUCACUCGGCAUCAAGUGGUCGUGGGUCAGCUGAAGAAGGUGAAGAUGUAGAAGAUGAAGAGAUUAGGAUGAUAAAUGAAGGUCCUCUCUUACAGCAGCAGAAGCUACAAAGAUUAGGUAUGCCUGAUUCUGGUCUUCACAGAGAUGAUGAUAAUAUGUCUGACAUAUCUGUUCAUAAUACUCAGGAAUAUCUUGCUAGGUUAGGAAUUAAUACAUCCCAUUCCGAUCAAAGAAGUAUUCAGGACUAUAGUAAGAUAUCCAAUUCACAUAGUGUUGAAAGCAUGCACAUGUUUGAUGAAGAAGGAGGAGGGGAAGGUGAUGGAAUGGACAUUAGUAAUUUAAUUUAUUCAAAAUUACAUGACGUUGGAACUGAGGAAAAUGAGGCGAUAAUAGAUGGUACAAGAGGCUUUGGAUUUGAAGAUGAAGGUGAACCUUCAAUGACUGGUUCAUUAAGUUCAAUUGUACAUAGUGAAGAGGAACUCACGGGUAGUUAUAAUUGGGAUUAUUUACUUGACUGGGGACCACAGUACCAGCCUCUUGCACAUGUAUUUGCUGAAAUAGCAAGGCUAAAAGAUGACAGUGUGCCAUCCUCAUAUGCUUCUAGUGCUCCAAAGACAUUAAAUCCUCAAGUAAAAACAGUGCCACCACCAUUAAUAACAAAUGUUGCACCUCGUUCCAUAGCACCUGUUGCUCUAAACUCUGGACAUACUAGUCAGGUUGCAUCUUUUCCUACAUUACCUCGUUCACCCAUUGGUCAUGAUAGUACUUUUUCCUCCCCUGCUAUGUCGCCUAGUUUUUCACCAGCUCUCUCACCAUUAGCAACACGGUCUCCAUCAAUAUCACCACUAGUGUCUCCUGGUGGUGGUAGUUCUAAUUCUAUUCAGUUACUGGGACCCAAUACAUCCCAUUUGACAAGAACUCAACGUAGUGCACAUGGUAAUGCAGCUUCUUCAGGAUCAGAAACUGAACUUCAAAUUUGACAGAGAGUGUCUGAUGUCAAAUUUAUCCAAUGACGAUACUAUUUAUUGUAGUGAUCAUUAUGUAUAUAUCUUCAGUCAAUACAUUCAGUAAUAUAAGCAGUGAUGAAAGAAUUUAUUUUAAUGAUAAAUUGUAUUAAACUUAUUCAUGCUAAUCCCUCCUUUUUUGUAACAUAAAUUUGCAAAAGAAAUUAGAAUAAUUUGUUGUUAUUUUUCAUUUUGUUGUCUUUUAAGAAGCAAUUUUUCUUAAAAAUUGUGACUGAAAACAAGAAUUGGCCUCAUUCGUUUAAUGGCACAAGCUAAGUAUUAAAUACUUCUUUAUGUAAUGGUGAUGCAUACUAUGUGUGUGCUACUUUAUUUUCUGCAACAGAAUUACAGCACAAUAGGAUAUUUGAACAUUGUAAGCCACUAUUUCCUUGACCAUCAGUGUAAGUAGAUUUAGUAUUUGAAAAAAAAUUUCAAGAUGCUGAUUCAGGAAAUUUUUAAUAAAAACUACAAGAAAAUGUGAAUAAAUUCCAUUUCAUCACUGAUUAUAACAAUACUUAAAAUGUACAUAAUGUAUAAAUAUAUGUAAAUAGCUGUAUGUAUUUCUAUUUGUAUAUUUGUAAAUUUGAUGAGAGGCCAAAAUUCCAAAGAUUUUCUUGUGUCCCUCUUCAGUCCUGUGUUAUACUAAAUGGAACGUAAGAUACGUACGAUUUCCAGAAUCUUAAAGUAAUCGUUGUAGCUCCUAAUAGGAAUAUUAAAGCUAUCCAAAAAUGCUUUAGAAUUAAAUACAUGGCAAGUAAUCAAGAUUUAAAAGCUGUUUAUUUUGCUUUUGAGAAGAAUUUAAUUAAAAAAACCCAAACCUUCAUUUAAAUUUUUAUUAUACAGUGCCAUAUAAUUCAGUUCUUUUGACAGAAUAUAAUAAACUAUGAAAAAUAAACAAUGUGGUUCUAAAUUUAUGCAUUGGCACAUGAAUAAGUGUUCCAUGUUGUUAAUAUUCUGCUUAAUAUGUUAAGCAAUCUGUGAUACUAGCUUCAUAAAGGAAAGACACCUUCAUAAAUGUGUUUUAAACAUUUUAUAUUAUGUAUUUAUUCAAAUAUGUGCUUGAAUUCAGUUGCAAAAAUAACAUUCGAGGCAAGCUUCUCUCAAUUGUUUAUAUCUGAACUCUCAUAAAAGAGUUACUCAUUUCUUUAAUAUUUUUUCUGUCAUAAAAUUAUUGCUUGAGAUUAUGAUACAGAUUAUGCUGGAUAUCAUACUUUUCUCAUAAAUGAUUUCAUGGAAUAGGAAAAAUCUACUUCUUGCUGUCUCACGCAAUGAUAAUUUUACUUCUUAUUUUGAAAUUCGUAUUUAAUUAAUAUUAAUGAGUUUUAAAUAUAUCACAGCACUUUUUCAUAAAUUGAACUGUUGCAAUUUAGCUUGAAAGAAAAUUUACUAAUUGAAAAUAACGAUUUUUAAUCAAAACAGUUGGAGCUGUUGUUAUUUAUUUUAUCUUAUGAGAAUUUUACUAUGCUUUCAUUCUAUGCUUAAUUGUAUUUAAAUUAUUAAAUAUUUUAUUACUCUAGAUGAAAAAAUCUACUUUGUUGGAACUGAAAGGAAGCACAGCGUCUUUUGUAAUGACUUGAAUAAUUUCAUGUUUAAUAAACAAGUAUGUAAACAAUGUAA